Betta splendens (Siamese fighting fish) is the source of this 4848-nucleotide messenger RNA. RefSeq names its product protein phosphatase 1H-like. Bases 381 to 1967 code for a protein of 528 amino acids. Gene Ontology annotation, biological process: protein dephosphorylation. The transcript is spliced from 10 exons. The record is from RefSeq and is a predicted model, not a curated record. Gene Ontology annotation, molecular function: protein serine/threonine phosphatase activity. Lineage: Eukaryota; Metazoa; Chordata; Actinopteri; Anabantiformes; Osphronemidae.
GUCAAUGUAAACAAAUUGCGUACGUAUUUUUUGCAGUGUGCGUUCACGGCCGCGUCACAUGACCCGUUAAUCUUCGGUGUAUUUCCGCGUUGACGACGGCCGAGCUGUUAUCAAUGGCUCUCCGUGGGCUUGUGCGAGGUUGCACCUAGAGCAUCAUCAUCUCUUGUCUGAGCGCCCAUGUCCUGCGGCCGCGACGCCUGCCUCCGCCCCGAACACAUGAAACCGUAACCGGCCGCGGCUCUCCUCCUCGUCCGUCGCCUCUUGUCCUCCAUCGAGACCUGUCGUCCACGAGCGCGGCCGAGCUGGGGGGGAAUCCGGGCAAAGGGAGCCGCGGCGCCGCGCACCGGCCGACGGACAUCCCGCCGCGACGCACCGCCAACAUGCUCACGCGGGUCAAGUCGGCCGUGGCCGGGUUCAUGGGUGGCAUCAUGGCCGGGGGCGGCUCCGGCGGCGGGGGCAACCCUGGCUCCGAGCUGCCGAUGAAAUUCCCCUAUAUGAGACCCGAGUUCCUCGGACUGUCCCCGGAUGAGAUCGAGUGCUCCGCGGACCACAUCGCCCGGCCCAUUCUCAUCCUGAAGGAAACCAGGAGAUUACCGUGGGCCACCGGAUACGCAGAGGUCAUUAACGCAGGUAAGAGCGCGCUGAAUGAGGACCAGGCCUGCUGUGAGCUGGUCGUGGCCAGAAGGAGACCCAUGAGCUACUGCCCUCCCUCCACACCCAGCAAAACCCCCACGGCCAAGAGGCGCAACUCCCUGCCCAACGGAGAGGGCCUGGGCUUCCGCAUGGAGCACAGCAGACUGGGAGAGGACAGUGAGGGUCUGGUGUUCCACUACUGGGCUCUGUUCGAUGGCCACGCUGGUUCGGGCGCGGCGGUCGUGGCCUCCCGCCUGCUGCAGCACCACAUUGCCUGUCAGCUGCAGGCCGUCAUCGAGAUUCUGCGCAACCUGACCUCCCCGCCGCCCACGGUGAUGGGCGAGGAGGCCGAGGACAACCCCUACCUCCAGGGGAACACUCCGGGCCCCCCCCGGGCCCUGACCAGGGCGGCCUCGCUGCGCGGGGCGGCCGGAGCGCCCAGCUCCCCCUGUAACACGCCGCCGCCGCCUCGCUUCUUCAUUGAGAAGAAGAUCCAGCACGAAAGCCUGGUGAUAGGAGCCAUAGAGAACGCCUUCAAGGAGAUGGAUGCCCAGAUUGAGAGGGAGAAACAGGUUUACAACAUCACAGGAGGCUGCACAGCUCUCACUGUCGUCUACCUGCUCGGGAAGCUGUACGUGGGGAACGCAGGCGACAGCAGGGCAAUCAUUAUUAGAAACAAUGAGAUCAUCCCCAUGUCAGCUGAGUUCACGCCAGAGUCAGAAAGGCAGCGACUCCAGUUCCUGGGCUUCAUGCAGCCUCACCUGUUAGGAAAUGAGUUCACGCACCUGGAGUUUCCCCGGAGGGUCCAGAGGAAGGAGGUAGGCAAGAGGAUGCUCUACCGGGACUUCACCAUGAGCGGCUGGGCAUAUAAGACCAUUGAGGAUGAAGAUCUCAAGUUUCCGUUGAUAUAUGGUGAAGGGAAGAAGGCCCGGGUGCUGGCCACCAUCGGCGUGACCCGCGGCCUCGGCGACCACGACCUCAAAGUUCACGACUCCAACAUCUACAUCAAGCCGUUCCUGUCCUGUUGCCCUGAGGUGCGGGUCUACAACCUGAUGCAGUACGAGCACGGCGCUGAUGACGUGCUGGUGAUGGGAUCGGACGGACUCUGGGACGUCCUCUCCAACCAGGAAGUGGGCGAGGCCGUCACCACCUUCCUCGCCAACUGCGACCCCGACGACCUGCACCGGUACACGAUGGCGGCGCAGGACCUGGUGAUGCGAGCGCGCGGCGUGCUGAGGGACAGAGGCUGGAGGAUCACGAACGAGCGCCUGGGCUCCGGAGACGACAUUUCCGUCUUCAUCAUACCGCUGAUGUACGGAAACCGUCAGCCCUGAGGAGCUCGCCAGACGAGCGAGAGGGGCCUCCGGGCUCUCACGGGACCUCUGUACGGUUUCUUCUGUGCCCUUUGCACACGUUUCUUCUUCCUCGGAGCAAAGUGGAGUGAAACGCGCGGCGGUGCGUCGUUUGUCUGCAGGAGUUCAGAGUUCUGUCAUUUACAACCCUUGACGGGAAGAUAUAAUCUGGCCUCUCAUAAGUGAGUCUGGACUUCUGCAGAAGUGGGGAAGCUGCAGUGACGCAGGUGAAAGUGAGAGUGAAGAAAACCUUUCCUGUUGUCCUUCUCUUAACCUCUCCUGUAACGCUGUACAGUCCGCUUCUCUCUUUUAGACCCCACGUCCAUCAUGAAGCUGUGAAGUUAGCUUGUUUUUAAAAAGAUAAAUGACCUCCAUUGUGCGACCGUGGACCGAGCUGACAGCCCGGACGCACUUCCCCGUUUGCCACAGUGUGGCUUUGAAGGGUCCUUUUAAUGAAGGCUGCUUCCAGUUUGCUGAACAGAUCGCGAAACGCUGACAACGAAGAGACCAAGACCUAAACCUUUAUAUUAGCAGCAACGCAGAUUCUGUUUUAAAUUAGGCUUAGAAGGAUCUCAGUCUGUUUGGUGGCGACGUGUCACAUUAGAAGGUAAAUCUGGACUGUUACAUCUGUUUACUUCUCUAUUAGUGACAGUGUCAGUAUCGUGAAUUUGAGGCAAAGCUCCAGAAGACGAAGCUGCUUCUUGCCCAGAGUUGAAUGAGAAAAUUGACCUAUUGUUAACUUACUUAAUGAUGUGGGAUUUAAUGUCAACCCUCAAUUAGUGUCAGCUAAGGUGAAGCAGCGAUCGCCAUCUUCUCAUCUAACUCCUGGCAAAUAGGCACAUUUUCUAAACCGUAUGCUGAGAAACGCAACACGUCCCCAUUAAUAAACACCUUUUCUACACUCUUUAAGGGUGAAAUAUAGUGGGUUAUAAAUUAGCUUUAUGUCAGUAUAGGUGCACUUUAGGCCGGCCCGCAUCACUUACCACGGAUUUAUGUAAAUGAUGACGAGGCAAAUAUUCCCUGUAGCAGGGAGGUAUAAAUCAAAUUUAUAAUUGUCAUUUUGAGAAAUCAUGAAAUACAAUCAAAGCCGAGCGAAGCAGUUCCUGAGGCAAUGUUCCUUUCGCACAUUUUGGAUGAUUCGUAAGCGUUAGGCGUCUUCAGAGGGACGUUUGGGGAACAACCACGUCUUGUUUGUUGGAUGUAGUGAUUUUCCUGUGUAUCAGUGAAUGCAGUGACACGUAGGCCCGGGAUUCGGAGUAACAGUGCAAUGACUUACAUGGCUUUUUAUUUGUUUUGUUUCGUUUUGUAUGGGUUGAAUCUGCAGUUGUGUAAUGUAGCAAUGACACAGUCCCGUCAUUUGUUUGUGUUGAGACAUGCAUAUGUGUAUUGGCUUGUUUUGGAUACUUCGUUACAGGUUCAGUGGACGGGGGAACGGAAUGUUUCACCCCUUUUCUACAUUAGUAUUCUUUAUUCAUGCAAGCACGACUGGGUUAAGCUGCAGGAGAGAACGAAUUUAGCUUUUAGAGGAUCGAUAGCAAAACGAUUCCAAGGAGAGAGAGAGGAAAUGAAUGGCAGCAGCUUAGAUGAUAUAAAAUCUACCCGUGUAGUGGAUCUGUAGGUUUGUCUUACCUUUCUUGGCUCCAAAGUUACUUUAUUGAACAAAGACCAUCAAUCCAAUGGUUAAUAUUGAAACGGUCUAGUUCCCAGAAAUGCAAAAGGAGAAGUUUGAUGGCGUUAAUCUUCAGCCCUCUCAACACGUCUACUGCUAAACGCACAAAAGUGUACUUCUCAAACUAUUCCUGAGUCACAUGACAUGUGCCCGUACGUCGGCCGGGCUGUUGAUCAUCUCAGCCUGGGCCUUUUGCGUCGUACACCUUUCUAGCUAGCGUUCCUGAAAGCAGCAGUCGCUCAGAUUCACCUGAACUUCAUGCGGUGCAUUUUUUCCAUCAAGGUGUUCCAUUGGCUUCAUCGUGUGAAGUUGUGCUGUUGAGCUGCGUCUCAUCCUGCAUCCGUUGUUAGUUAAUCGUUAAAGUUUCUUUCAAGCUUGUUCUCUUUAGUUUAUUGAAUGUAUGCUUUUAUAUUUAUAUAUAUAUAUAUAUAUAUAUAAUUUCUUUUAAGUCCAGACUGUCUUGCCUCCGUCUAAGCCUUAUCUUAGCACGCAUCCCGUUCAGGAGAGCGACUUUGACCAGACUUCAUCUGACAUCAUGUGAAUGUUGUGAACGGUGCGCGUGUGAGGAUAAAUGAUGAUCGAGGCAUUACGUUAUGUUCUGAAUCUCUGCUUUUUUUUCCUCCUAGAUGAAUGUCACACAGUGAACGUGCGACUUAUUUAUUUGCGUCCUACUGUGCCACCCACCUGCUGCACAUUAACUCAGGUUCGACUGUCGCGUGGUAGUGGUUGGGGGCGGUUUUCUAGAGACGGGUGCUCUGCGAUGCUGUUAUUUGUGUUAACGCUGCAUUUGUAAGCAUGGCCGGGGUUUGGCUCCUAGACUUUAAAGCUGACUUAAUCCCUCCAGUCCAAGCUGUAGAUUUCCCUCUCUGAAGAUGCUGUAGUGUAAAAGUAGUAACUGCUCCUGUUCUCUUUUUUUUUCUAUUUAAACUUUGGACUUUUAUUUUGUAGCAAAGAGGAAGUUUUAAGCCCAGUGGGGAACCGUUUGGAAGUGACCAUUGUGCUCUCCUCAACCUCUCCAUUUGUGAAUGUGAAAUGUACAUUUUAUAUAACAAAAACAUCAGUUGUGGAGUCCGAAAAAUAUUUUUAAUGUUUCCUUGUGCAACUCUGACUUUGGGGGAAGGCAAUGUUUACCUUUUAAUGAUUCUUUUCCAGAAAUAAAAAAAAGAGAAUAAAUGUUCAAGAUCAAUGUAAAAA